AUGCGGGGAAGUGAGAGAAGUGCGGUGGGGGAAGAUGAUGCUGUGGCCUACACGGGUGCGGUUCUCAUUCCCUUCUGCAUUGGAAGUGUCGCACUCCCACUCUCACUCUGUCGUCCAUCCUCAUCCACAUCUCUCGCCACUUCACCAGCCACAAACACACGCACAGCAAAACAACAAAAACAAAAACGGCGAAAAGAAAAUCAACAUUCAAUGACUACAAAUGAAAGUGGUGGUAAUACGGAGGAACAGCAUGAUUAUAAUGCGGGGAUUAGUCGUUGUACACAUAUAAGAUAUUGUUAUUUACGAGAUGGGGCGAUUGCCCCACAGGAUUUGGCUUAUCGUCGUUCUUAUUAUGAAACGACUUGUAAUAUUCCCCUUUCCUCUUCACUGGAGGAAUGUGAUGGAGUAUUAAAUACAUCCUCUCCACUCUAUGCACUUGUGGAGCGUGUGGUGUUUAAACUUCCUAAUAGUUUUCCUGAACCUCUUCGUGAAUUAACUCGUCCACCUUUCUUUGUAGUAGAUGAUACAUGGGCAGAACAUAUGGUGGAAAUGGAAGUACACUUUCGUCCAUGGCUUGGUAUCGCACCUUUUACAGUUGCACAUAUGGUGUUUUUACAAACACGAGCGGAUUUUCCUCCUCAGUUAUUAAGUUCAACAUUUGGGCAAACGAAACCUCCACCAACUGUUAUUUUACCGUCUCCAGAGGCGUUAAAGAAAGCUGAAAAGGCUCGUUUGCAAAGACGACGUCGACGUAGUAGCCAUACGUCACAGAAUGAAGAAACUAGUAAUGUGAAUAACAACGACAAUAAUAAUAAUAAUAAUAAUAAUAAUAAUAACCAUGAGGAGGAUGCUAGUGGGGAAUCGGGUAUAUGUGUUAACUUGGAAGACCUUGGGGAUAUUCCAAUCGUUUCCGAACGGCGAGAUGCAAUACGUAUUUUUCACCCAACAUUAAAAGUUGUACGUUAUCUGCAAACUCUACGGACUCUUUCACAGCCAAUGUUAGAAGCCCCACCAUCUUUUUGUGUAUUGCCAGGACAGAAAGCGGCCCUCCCUCCACAAACACAUAUAGAAGAACAGGAGGGAAGUAGUGAUGACCAUCAUUCUUCUACUGGUGAGAAGCGUCGACGUUGUAAUGAUAUCACAAAUAAUAAUAAUAAUAAUAAUAAUAAUAAUAAUAAUAAUAAUAAUAAUGAGGAAGAUGGGACUUAUAUAAAGGUUCGCGAGAUGUCAACGCUUCCUCCGUGGUGCUUCCCGUUUGAAGCCAUCAUGCAUGCCCAUGAGCCAAAACGAUUGAGUGGAUCUGUUGAAGCGAUGCGGGCAGUUUUAGCGGCCUUAAAGAAAGAACAGGAGGAGUUGCGAGAGAGUAUCGAACAACGAAUUAGUUCCGCAGAAGCCAAUGCAGAGGAACUUCGAGGGGUUAUUCAACAUAUGCGGGACACCUGUGCAUUGUUGGAAAAACAAAAGAGGUGA
Molecule: messenger RNA, 1470 nt
Organism: Trypanosoma theileri
Lineage: Eukaryota; Euglenozoa; Kinetoplastea; Trypanosomatida; Trypanosomatidae
Exons: 1
Coding region: 1-1470 (489 amino acids)
Biological process (GO): regulation of DNA-templated transcription
Source: RefSeq, a predicted model, not a curated record